AGCAGAGGAAACAAAUACCCCUCAUCUUUAAACGCUGAAUGGUGCAGUCUCUUUCACUCACAAAAAAGCAAAAGAGAGACCCCUCACACACCCAAAAAAACCCAGAAAUAAAAAUGAAAGUGGUGAAAAAAGUUUAAAACUUUGAUGUGAUAUUAAGUAAUAAAAUAAUAAGGGGGGGAAGAUGAGAAUACUUUAUUUUUUUUGGUUGUUGUUGUUGGAAGGGUGGUUUCUGAUGCAGGAGUUUGUUUGCUUUUGGGGCCUAAAACCUUCCCCACCAGAUGAUGAGAUAAUCAUGUACCCAAAGCCUCAGUUUCAAAUGCUGGACACCAAACGAGUAUAAGGAGAAAGGGGGGGCCAUUGAGAGUGUUAAAAAGGGGAAAAAAGAAGUUACACGCCUCUUUUUUAUCCAAAGUCUGAUGAUUGAUUCCAGUUGGAUUACCUCAGAAAUCAAAUGGGUUACAGUCCAAAAUUUUGGUUUCAAAAUGAGAUUUUUUGUUAAAAAGUUGCAGUCUUGAUACCUUCUUUUGGUUCUACAGACUUUGAGGGAAGGUUGAGAGUUCUUGGUAUAGAAAAAAGCCAAAAUUUUUACUUAUUUCAUAUAAUGAUUCCCUUACAGGUUGCCCAAAAAAAACACUGGGUUGGGUUCAGAUUGUUUGUUUUGGCAUGAUUGCUGAUCCUUUUUUGGUGUUGUUUCAAAAGUAAGGCUUGGUUUUUGAUGGGAGAGAAAAAAAUAGCUUAGUAUUUGAACUUUAAAGUGGAUGAUAAAGGGAGAAAGCAAAGAGGUUUGGAGUUUGAACCACUUUGCUUUCUUGGUAUGGUGGAUAAUUGGACUUGUUUUUGUUGAGAAAUGGGUUGAAUUUUCUGCUGAGUUGUGUUCUUGGUUAGGGAAUCUUGUGAAGCUCUCAAGGCUCCUUGGGGAAAUACACAAGCGUACGUUGGUCAAGAUGUCUAUGAACGGCAAGCUUUAUGGUUCUAAUUGUAGAUUAUCAGCAAAUUUCAGGCUGAAGAAGGCAAAGGAGACUAUGCAUGGACCCAAUUCUUUCAGGAAAUGGAAGAGAAACCUUCUAUUUCUCUGGCUUUUAGGCUUUGUUUCCACGGGGAUUAUUUGGUUUUUCUUGAGUUUCAAUAGUGUAUCUCCGGAGGGAAAUGAGAAGAGUCCUGAUUCUUGUGAGGAGAAGGCAAGAAUCUUGCUCCAACAUUUCAAUGUUAGCAAGAACCAGUUUCAUACUCUAGCUUCGUUCUUCUAUGAAUCAGAUCAGAUAGCAUUCCUCGAAUGUGCCAGACAUUCAGGACUUAAAAAGCAAUCAAGUGAUGGAAUUGCCUGUGCUCUUAAAGUACUGUGUUCAGAGAAGCAAGACUUCAAAAAGCAGCAGAUGUGGUUUGUAAAAACUACAGUACUUAAGGAUCAAUGCCCAGUCCAAGUUGAAAAUAUUCCCACUGAGCAUGACUUGUCAUUGCUGGAGCAGGACACUUCUGUCUCACAAAAUGCUGUUUUGUUGACAUCAUUGGAGCAUCAUAGCGGCAGAAAGAACAUCUUGCAAAGAAGUGCACUAGGAGUCCACUCAAAAGACCAUUGUGAGAACUUGUCUUUUUGUAUGGUGAAAGGAUGUUGGCUGCUUCUUGUUGGGGUGAUACUGAGUUGCAGGAUUCCAGGAAUUCGUUGGAAGCUCCGGAGGAACAGAAAGAAUGAACCAGCUCCAUUGCAGCCUGUAGCUCAGCAACUACAGCUGCUACUGCAACAGAAGCAGCAUCAGCAAGCCCAGAGCCCUGCCAAAGGUGCAGGGAAGUGGAGAAAGAAACUCCUAGUCAUUUUUGUUCUUCUGGGGAUCCUUACAUCCUUCUGGUUAUUUUGGCAUUUAAACCAAAAGAUCAUUUUGAGGAGAGAAGAGACGCUUGCCAACAUGUGUGAUGAAAGAGCACGGAUGUUGCAAGAUCAGUUCAAUGUUAGCAUGAAUCAUGUUAAUGCAUUGGCUAUUCUUGUAUCCACUUUUCACCAUGGGAAGCAUCCAUCUGCCAUCAAUCAGAAAACAUUUGGUGAAUAUACUGAGAGAACAGCUUUUGAGAGGCCACUCACCAGUGGUGUUGCUUAUGCAUUGAAAGUUCUUCACUCAGAGAGAGAGCAAUUUGAGAAACAGCAUGGAUGGACAAUAAAGAAAAUGGAAACUGAGGACCAGACUUUAGUCCAAGAUUGCCUAACAGAAAAUUUGGAUCCUGCACCCAUUAAAGAUGAAUAUGCACCAGUGAUAUUUUCACAAGAAACUGUGUCUCAUAUUGUCUCUAUUGACAUGAUGUCUGGAAAGGAAGACCGUGAGAACAUCCUAAGGGCAAGGGCAACUGGAAAAGGAGUAUUGACAUCACCUUUUAAGCUGUUAAAAUCCAAUAACCUUGGUGUUGUGCUCACAUUUGCUGUUUAUAACAAGGAUUUGCCUCCAGAUGCUACACCAGACCAACGUAUUGAAGCGACUGUGGGGUAUCUUGGUGCAUCUUAUGAUGUCCCCUCCCUGGUGAAGAAGCUUUUGCACCAACUUGCCAGCAAGCAAACAAUUGUUGUCAAUGUUUAUGACACAACCAAUGCAUCUGCUCCUAUCAGCAUGUAUGGUACUGAUGUAACUGAUACUGGCCUACUGCAUGUCAGCAACCUUGAUUUUGGGGACCCAUUAAGGAAGCAUGAGAUGCACUGCAGGUUCAAGCAAAAACCUCCAUUACCUUGGACUGCUAUAAAUGCUUCACUAGGAGUCCUAGUUAUUACUUUGCUUGUUGGUCAUAUCUUCCUUGCAGCUAUAAGUCGAAUUGCAAAAGUAGAGAAUGACUACCGUGAGAUGAUGGAGCUCAAAGCUCGUGCUGAAGCUGCAGAUGUAGCCAAAUCUCAGUUUCUAGCUACUGUUUCCCAUGAGAUCCGGACUCCAAUGAAUGGUGUUUUAGGUAUGCUGAAAAUGCUGAUGGACACAGAUCUUGAUGCAAUCCAAAGGGACUAUGCUGAGACUGCUCAUGCUAGUGGGAAAGAUCUUAUCUCACUGAUAAAUGAGGUCCUUGAUCAGGCUAAGAUAGAAUCAGGCAAGCUUGAACUUGAGGACGUGCCCUUUGAUCUACGCUCUCUUCUUGAUAAUGUUCUCUCACUCUCCUCAGACAAAUCUAAUGGUAAAGGGAUUGAGUUGGCCGUUUAUGUAUCUGAUCGGGUUCCUGAAGUUGUUGUUGGUGAUCCUGGACGGUUUCGGCAAAUAAUUACAAAUCUUGUUGGAAAUUCAAUUAAGUUCACGCAAGAUAAGGGACAUAUUUUUGUCUCAGUGCAUCUGGUAGAUGAAGUGAAAGGCGCAUUUGAUGUGGGAGACAAGGUGUUACAACAAGGCUUGAAUUUAGUUCAAGACAUGUCAAGCAGAACAUAUAAUACAUUAAGUGGGUUUCCAGUGGUAGACAGAUGGAAAAGCUGGGAGAAUUUUAAAGUAUUAAAUGGCAAAGAUACAACGGAGGAUCCUGAAAAGAUUAAAUUACUAGUUACAGUUGAGGACACUGGUGUAGGAAUUCGUUUAGAUGCACAAGCUCGAAUUUUCACUCCUUUUGUGCAAGCUGACAGUUCCACUUCACGACAUUAUGGUGGGACUGGAAUAGGAUUGAGCAUCAGCAAACAUCUGGUGGAACUCAUGCAUGGGGAGAUUGGGUUUGUGAGUGAAUCUGGUGUUGGCAGUACUUUCUCAUUUACUGGAGCUUUUGGAAAAGGCGAAGCGAGUUCUCUGGAUCCAAAGUGGAAGCAAUAUGAUCCAGCGGUUUCAGAAUUCCAAGGAUUGGGAGCACUGGUUAUUGAUAAUAGAAGCAUCCGAGCUGAGGUCACCAGAUAUCAUCUACGGAGAUUGGGAAUAUCUGUGGAUAUAACUUCCAGUAUAGAGUCAGCAUGUACCUAUUUGUCAAGCACUUGCGGCACAAGUGCAUUUGCACAUUUGGCCCUGAUUCUUAUUGACAAGGAUGUUUGGAAUCAGGAAACAAUUCUUCAGUUACGUUCUUUGCUCAAAGAACAUAGGCAAAAUGGCAGGCUAGAUGUAUCAACACAUGUUCCAAAGAUUUUUCUCUUGGCUACCUCCAUGAGCCCUGCUGAACGCUCCAAGCUUAAGACUGCUGGUUUUGUAGAUAAUGUGCUGAUGAAGCCUCUUCGGUUGAGUGUCUUGAUUGCCUGUUUCCAAGAAGCCCUUGGAAACGGUGGAAAGGACCAAAUACAGAGAAAGAAAACAUCUACACUUGGGACCCUACUUAGAGACAAGCGGAUUUUAGUGGUUGAUGACAAUAAAGUUAACAGAAGAGUGGCAGAAGGUGCGUUAAAGAAAUGUGGAGCAAUUGUUUCCUGUGUGGAAAGAGGCCGGGAUGCGUUGGACAAGCUUAAGCCACCCCAUAAUUUUGAUGCCUGCUUCAUGGAUCUCCAGAUGCCAGAAAUGGAUGGGUUUGAAGCAACUAGGCAAAUCCGCAGUGCAGAGAGUGAGGUCAACAAAAAAAUUGCUUCUGGAGAAACAUCAAUUGAGAUAUAUGGAAAUGUGUCUCACUGGCACAUUCCAAUAUUAGCAAUGACAGCUGAUGUAAUCCAGGCUACAAAUGAAGAGUGCAUGAAAUGUGGGAUGGAUGACUAUGUUUCAAAGCCUUUUGAGGAAGAGAAACUUUAUUCAACUGUUGCUCGUUUUUUUAAGUCUGGUUGAUAAAAUGGGAGGUGUUUGAACUUUCAUUGUCCAGGUUGAUCCCUAUGUCUUUUGGUUGUCUGACAAGUGACAAGCCUUAACUGCCAUGCGGUUUCACUGACCUAUGUCUUGCUGCAUAUUGGUGGACGUCUGAAAUACGGAAUGCUGAGCUUGCAUCCAUGAUUUGGCUUUCAAGUGUGUUGAAUACCAGGGAAGGGUGUUCAAAUUCUUCUGAAUGUUGGUUGCCAUCCAUUUUGCUCAAUAUAAUCACUUGCCUAGUACAAAGGAAAAAGUGGUGCUUUUCCUGUACACACCAAUUUUUAUUUAAUUGUAAUUAACCGACCUCCUCCCCCCCAUAUUUUAUAUGUUGUCAGCCAAACAAUAAAAUUUAUGUAGAGUUUCCAUUUUUCAAGCUCUUGUAAGAUGAGUGAUUCAUUUUUAUUAUCAUAGUCAGUUUUUAUGUCAGAAAUCUGCACAAACUUCACGGAUCAAAGUUAGAACUAUCAUUUUACUGGAGUCAAAUAUGGGCAUCUUGAAAUGUUACCAUUUUUCAUUCCAAUGGAAUUAAAGGUAGAUACAAUUGCUGGUUGGAAGUUCAGUGAAACUUAAGAAAAUAGCAAACUCCCUCAACCGACAAAUUAAGUUGGCAAUGCAUGCUGUUUUCUGCGCUGAAAGAUUAUGUUCCUCUUGAUUUCUUUGGUUGUCUGCUACUUGUUGUACGUUAUCCUUUUCAUUUUUUUCUUGGUACAAUCAGUGUGAACUAAUUGUAUCAUAUAAUUUUGCCGUGGUUGUAAGUAAUAAAUUGCUUGAUUUGAUUUGAUUUUGUAAAUAUUUUGUUCUCUCUUUUUGUCUAAUGGUGUUGCCAAGCACUUGUGGGUAGGGUUAUGAACUACUCACAAAAAAGCCUAGCCAUCGAUCUAAUGCUUAAUUUUGGAUGGUGAGCAUCAACAUGAAGUGGAGAUUCUGCGUCCAUAAUUUAUCAUCUAAUCUUUUAUUUACUUGUUUCUUUUCAUCUUUUGUGUAUAUGAACACUGCUCAAAUUUUGAGUGUUUGAGCAGUUUCUGAGUUGAAAAUGUCAUCAUCCCAUUUUUUUCUCUGAAGUUGAAUGUUGUAAAAGGAUUAGCAUAUAACACGGAGAGGCAGUGAUCAGGUGCUAAUACUGGAAAUUUUGCUGAAAGAACUCCCAAGAAAAAUUGGAAAAUUUAUUCUAAAGUUUUGUUUUUGUUUCCAGGGAACACCGUUAUUUCUAGUUUGUCCAAAGUUAGAAGACAGCCAA
Messenger RNA from Durio zibethinus, 5931 nucleotides. RefSeq names its product histidine kinase 2-like. The record is from RefSeq and is a predicted model, not a curated record. Gene Ontology annotation, cellular component: nucleus. NCBI's taxonomy places the organism in Eukaryota, Viridiplantae, Streptophyta, Magnoliopsida, Malvales, Malvaceae. Gene Ontology annotation, molecular function: phosphorelay sensor kinase activity. Gene Ontology annotation, biological process: phosphorylation; phosphorelay signal transduction system.